AUGACCGCCCGCUUCAAAUCCCACAGUACCUGUCCUUCCAAAUACAAAACUAAGGAUGGAGAAUGUUCUGUGGUAGACCAUGUAGAAGAUUUGCGCGUUGGGUCUACAGAGGCAAUGAAUCCUUGUUCAGAAGUUCUUUCGGAUAGACCCUCCCGGAAGAAAACCACAUCUUCGAUCUCUGCGAACUCAGGAAACAGGCCACCUGCACCUGCAUUAAUAGGCCAUGAUGUCUCACCAUUCGUUGAGGUUGACAGGCAUACAGGCGUUGGAAAAUGCGACUCUAUCAUGGUAGAUGUCCAUUCUAUACAUGCUACAAAUCCUGGCAAGCCUGAAGGAAAUUUGCCAUCUACCCUGAACGCUCAAGCUACCCCCCUAUCAUCUCACACGGAUCACGACAUUGAUCAAAAUAGGGUCCCAACCCCACCAACAAGCGUUCUACCUAGAGAGCCAUUGCCUAACGCGAUUCACGUCUCAAAAUCAACCCAGUCUCAUGAUUUUCCAAUGGCUAGCGGCCGAAAUUUGAAACGAUUAGAUGACGAGGUGCACCAAAGUUAUGAAGAGCUUCGAACACUGAAGAAGGAGAUAGUCGACCUAAAGGAACACGAGUCAGAACUCCUGCAGAGAAGUCAGCGGGACAGAAAAGAAUGCAAUCAAGCUGUACUAGCCCUCCAAGAGAUGGCCUUCAAGUCAUGGAGAGCGGGGACAUGGCUCCCUGUCGACCAUGAUGCCGUUGCCCUUGAAAUUUUCGCACUCCAGGCAGAAAUGAGCAGAUGGAUACGGAGUGCAACCAGUGACGACUCUCGGCUUGAUGAUUUAUCUGAAUUAUUUCAAGGAGAAUAUCAGGCCAAAGAUGCAUUGAGGGAAGAGCUAUCGAAAGUGAUGGUCUUCAAAAACGAUGUACUCCCUGAGGGACUACCUCAGAGACGGGCUAAAAAAUUCUUGCUCGAAGCGCUUCUUGCUCACCAUCUUUUCACGAAUGUUUUCUCGUCGCCAUUUUCUUUUCUCGGAGAUGAAUCAACGAGCUUGGAGUUUAUUCAUGAGACGGGGAACAUUGCAGAUGCCCAUAGAUGGCGCUCUGAUACACUGAGGCUAUUGUUCCCGGAGGCUUCGGAAGAUGACAAAGCUGAGGCUGUCAGACUCAAGAUACCACCUUUACUUAAUGAUAGAGCAAACAUUCAAGCAGAGAAUUUCUUCAACAGCCCGGCUCGGUGCUUCUUCGUUAAAACCCCAGAACUAACGGCCAGGCUUCAAAAGAUCUACCAGCAGGCCGCUGGUCUAGCCUACCAUCUCUGGACUCGACGAUCAAUGCUCAAAAUAGUCACGCGCAAGGAUUUGAACUCUUUCUUCGACAUCGAUGACAACCAGAUGUCUCUCCACGUUAGCGUGCAAGAAGACAUCGAAAAUAAGCUAACAGGCGAACCUAUCAGUUUGGUAUUGUACCCCGGUGUUGUGGCAUAUGGCUUGGACAACUGUGCAGAAUAUGAAAUUCCACGACCAUGGAUGCCAGCGAAAGUUUGGUUGCACAAGCCUUUGUCAGAAAAGCCGCAAGUACCAGUUGGGGAGGAUUUGGAAAUCAAAGGAUAG
Messenger RNA from Botrytis deweyae, 1584 nucleotides. RefSeq lists its product as uncharacterized. The record is from RefSeq and is a predicted model, not a curated record. Bases 1 to 1584 code for a protein of 527 amino acids. Lineage: Eukaryota; Fungi; Ascomycota; Leotiomycetes; Helotiales; Sclerotiniaceae. The transcript is spliced from 2 exons.